This is a messenger RNA of Amoebophrya sp. A120, 385 nucleotides long. The record is from the annotation of a GenBank genome assembly. NCBI's taxonomy places the organism in Eukaryota, Dinophyceae, Syndiniales, Amoebophryaceae.
GUACAAGAGGACCACGAGAAGCCUCCAACAACCAGAAUGACGUCACCAGAUGAAGAUGAGACGCUCGGGCAACCACAAUCGACGGUCACCUUCCAGGUGGGCGAGCGGCAUUCGCUUUGUGUGGAACUGAAGACGGCCAUUGACAUCGAAGCAGUGUUGAAAAAGGUCUUUACUGGCCCAGCGGUUCGUGUAGUAGAGGAAGCGGGCAAGACGGUAGUGCAAUUCGCGGACGAGGUUUGGCGAAACACCGACUGGACGACCGCGGAGCUGCAGGCCUGGCUAGAGCACUGCAUUUCUAUCCAGACAACCACGGACGAGAAAUUUUGUUCCACCUUCGCCAGAGCCCUGCAGCGAUCCAUUUUUGGAGCGCAGCACGAGAAUCAUA